AAUGUCUGCCCACAAGUCUUACGUCUCAAAGAGAUGGCUAGUUUUAUUGUUAACAAUCGACUGGAUGGUACUUAGUUAUGGUAAAGAGAAUGGCGCACUCGUCAAAAGAGACACAACACUUGAAAACGUGAAGGCGAUGUACAACAGAUUUGUGAGUGAUUCAACUGGAAAGGCAAAGUAUGCUGACGCUGGAAAUAACGCUUGCUCAAUGGACUUGCCGCCGUCUAUAACUAAAACACCAGGAAUAGUUCAUGUGGCUGCAUCAAAGCAUGACUUCCAGGGUUCUCUUGGAUGCGGAGUGUGCCUUAACAUUGUUGGAAGUGGAAAACCUGCUGCAGCAGAUCUGGACGGCUCACCACCAGUUGAAGGAAGCUUAAAAGGAAUAAUCGUCGACCAAGACGAGUCACUGAAUCAAGGUGCUGACAGUAUUUUACUGUAA
This is a messenger RNA of Pocillopora damicornis (cauliflower coral), 439 nucleotides long. RefSeq lists its product as uncharacterized. NCBI's taxonomy places the organism in Eukaryota, Metazoa, Cnidaria, Anthozoa, Scleractinia, Pocilloporidae. Gene Ontology annotation, cellular component: extracellular region. Gene Ontology annotation, molecular function: chitin binding. The record is from RefSeq and is a predicted model, not a curated record.